AUGUUGGGCUUACUCGUACAAGCUGCCCUUGUAGGGCUUGUCUUGGGGUCUCGCGCCCAUUUGCACCAUGUCCACCUCCAUCAACGUCAAACAAACUCUUCCAUACAUCAUGGAUAUACGGACCUUUCUGUACCGCCCGAGGGGGCUGGUCCCAGCGGACAGCUGAAUCAGACGUUCCUUCGAACCACGUCAAAGAUGAUGCUCUCCGACUUGAAGGUCUCAACACCAAAGAAGAGUAAGGGGGUCUUCGCGCAUUUCAUGGUUGAAAAUGCCCGUGAUUGGAUCGAACUAGAAUGGGCGUACCAUAUAAUGGCGGCCAAAGAGGCACAUCUGGAUGCUUUUGCUCUGAACUUUGCCGCGUCUCUCAAAGAUCUAAAACCACUAAAGUCAGCCUUUGCAGUGGCAGAAGCAAAUGGAUUCCAACUCUUUCUCUCUUUUGAUUAUGUGGGUGCUGGCCCUUUUGACAAAGCCACUGUGAUCACGAUCAUUAACGAGUUCAAAUCGUCGUCUGCGUAUUAUACCUACAAAGGAAAGCCGUUUGUGUCGACCUUCGAGGGUCCUGGGAACGCAGCGGACUGGAAAGACAUCAAAGCAGAGACUGGAUGCUUCUUCAUUCCCUCAUGGUCCUCCCUUGGGGCUAAGGAGGCUCUGAAGCUGGGCACCCCAGAUGGGCUCUUCAGUUGGGCAGCCUGGCCGUGGGACAAUCAAGACAUGGAUACGUACGUUGAUGCAUCCUACCUCGACUAUCUGGGACAGGCUGGAGGCAAGGAGUAUAUGAUGCCAGUCUCCCCAUGGUUCUACACGAACCUUCCCGGAUAUGAAAAGAAUUGUUUAUGGCGAGGCGACGACCUCUGGCGAGACCGCUGGGAAGAGGUUAUGGUGGUGCAACCCGAUUUCGUCCAGAUCAUCAGCUGGAACGAUUAUGGGGAAUCGCAUUACAUCGGGCCCCUGUACAACAUUGAUAAAUAUGAGGCGUUUAGUGUGGGCGAGGCGCCUGUCAACUAUGCACACGGCAUGCCACACGAUGGCUGGCGUCUCUUCUUGCCCUACUACAUCGACAUCUAUAAGAAUGGGAAGGCAUCUAUCACGAAAGAAGGAGUGGUGGGCUGGUACCGCCCGAAUCCUUCUUCAGAAUGCAACGAUGGUGGUACCGCAGCCAUCACGGCCAGUCAAUUGCAAUAUGAGUUUCGGCCUGCAGAGGUUGUCCAGGAUAAGAUCUUCUAUUCAGCACUGCUGACCUCCAUGGCCACUGUUACCGUCACUGUCGGGGGCGUGUCUAUUCCUGCUACCUGGCAGGAUAUCCCGGACGGAGGCGUGGGUGUGUACCACGGCAGCGUUGGGUAUGGUACUUUCUAUGGCGAUGUGAAGAUCUCCAUUUCGCGCGCAGGAAGUACUAUUGCCAAAUUCAGCAGUGCUGCCAUUACCACGAGCUGCACAGACGGCUACGCCAACUGGAAUGCCGUUGUUGGCAGUGCAGAGGGCCCCAGCAUCUCCGCUGUUUCCCCCAAGCUUGCUAUCGACGAGCAGGCCUGCAUUGAGGGCACAGCACCAGGCAACUUCCAGGGGCUGUGCAAGUUCACCUGUCAGUAUGGCUACUGCCCCAUUGGAGCCUGUGUGUGUACCAAAAUGGGUGCGCCCAGAGUCAAACCCAAGGCCACAGGCAUGAAAGGAUAUCCAAUUGCAGGUGAAGGAUCCAGUUACAUCGGUCUCUGCAGCUUCGCUUGUAACUACGGAUACUGUCCACCUGAAGCCUGUGGCCCGGUGGAGGUGCCCCUCACGGAGCCCACGGUCUCGCCUUUCCUGCCGUCCGCAUGCACGGCAGGCACCGGCCAGGGCGACCUGGCGGGGCUUUGCUCAUACGCGUGCACCUGCACCGGCACUGGCGCUCUCCAUCAGCCCCCUGCGGCCAAUAGCACCUUCACCGCAUUCUACCAAGGCGACGGCGACGACGCCGGCUUGUGCAAAUUUGCCUGUCAGCACGGCUAUUGCCCCGAUGCCUGCGCCAGUACAGAAGGUGAAGUUCCGUCCUGCGACGAGGAUGACGACGACAGCCCCGAUUGCGCGUUAGAAGACACCCCGGACCUCUGCGAUCUCAGUCUUCACUUCUCUUCGUGGGAAGCUCUCCAGGCAGCCACAGACAUCCCCGAGCUCUGCAUGCCCAUGUACGCCAUGCAGGUUCUGAUGGACACACUCAACACCGCCCUGCGGAACUACACGGACGUCAACAACGGCUAUGACGAAAAAUUCGGCUACUACGUCAAAUAUCUCCGCGGCAUGGUGCCAGAGGUCAUCAAUAAGGUUAUCGCAGAUAACGGUAAAUACGUCCAAUACUCUCAGGCGAUCAAUGGGGGGUGGUCUAAACCCAGAUCAUGCUUUAUCCCGCUUGUCAGCGAUUCAUGGACCGUCAAGUAUACCUUCGUAAACCAAAAUAUGCCCCACGCCAAGGCCGACUUCACUAUCUCCAACCCCAAAGACUCAAUUGCAAAUGCGUUGCCCCGGUUCCAAGCUCUCCAGCGCGACGUUGUGUCGACAUGGGCCGAUCUCUCCUUCUUCCUCUGGGACGGAGACGAAGCCGACGCGGUGGAGGCCCUUUCCACUCCGGUCUUUAUGCUCCUCCAGGCCGUCGAAAGCAUGGCAACGGUGAAGGAAGUCGGCGAGCAGGAAAAGGAAAAGGAGGAAAAAGAGAAAAGAAACCUCAUCAUCACGAUCAUCUCGGCGGUCCUGCUCAUUCUCCCUUUUGCUGGCGAGAUUGUUGGGCCCGUCACAGGGAUCGCUUGGAUCACCGAUGCGGCCCUGUUGGCAGAUGUAACUGCCAGUUUGGCUAUGGUGGGCUACGACCUCAUCGCGGACCCAAAGUCCGCGCCGAUGGAUCUAUUGAAUAUCUUGUUUGCAGGGACAGGGCGCACGGCGGGGAAUCUCUCCAAAGCGGCCAGUGUUCGGCGGGCGAUCAAGGCGGAAGAUCUGGCCAAGUUUGGGAAGGUUUUUAAAGAGAAUGAUGAUCUGCUCCAGGGGUUGAUCAGAUCCUGUAAGGCAUAG
Messenger RNA from Aspergillus fumigatus Af293, 3036 nucleotides. RefSeq names its product putative alpha-1,3-glucanase/mutanase. The record is from RefSeq and is a predicted model, not a curated record. Gene Ontology annotation, biological process: mating projection tip cell wall disassembly. Gene Ontology annotation, molecular function: glucan endo-1,3-alpha-glucosidase activity. Lineage: Eukaryota; Fungi; Ascomycota; Eurotiomycetes; Eurotiales; Aspergillaceae.